Messenger RNA from Wickerhamiella sorbophila, 4875 nucleotides. RefSeq names its product Phospholipase D1. The record is from RefSeq and is a predicted model, not a curated record. Lineage: Eukaryota; Fungi; Ascomycota; Dipodascomycetes; Dipodascales; Trichomonascaceae. The transcript has a single exon. Bases 1 to 4875 code for a protein of 1624 amino acids. Gene Ontology annotation, biological process: cell motility. Gene Ontology annotation, molecular function: catalytic activity.
AUGGAUCAAGACUCUGCACCCCGGAGAACUGAAGAGCCAUCCGUGCAAAACGGCGGAGUUCAAGCGCAGCCCGAGCUUCUGCGUGGCGAACAUGAACACGGUCGCAGGCCCUCUGACGGGGCGGCUUCCCGCGCUAAUGGCAAGUCUCGUUUGGCGCAUUUUGUGCAUGGAAAAAACCUUCGCUCGUUUUGGCGUACAGAACGCGAUCCCAAAGAGCCUGGACGCUUUGCAAAGCUGGCACAGCUUGUGCGCCGUGGGCAUGGGCAGAAAUACAACUGGGCGGAUGGACGACGCAUGGACGAAAGCGAACUCCUUCGUGAAGUAGAGAAAUCUAGCCAGCUCUAUGCCGAUGUUGCGUCAGUGGCACCAAUUGUCAGUCUGUUGGGGUCUAAAAUCAUGUCUAGUGCUUCAGGUUACAAUCGAGUCCCUGUUUUGCUGGACCAGAUCUCGGUUCGAGUUGUCCCAGAGCAGCCUGAUAAGCUCAAGCACACUGUUCGUAUUUUCGUGGAAUAUGGCUCGGGUUUGUCAAAGAUAUCGUGGUCGGUCGUACGCUCUUAUCGUGACUUUUUUUUCCUCAAUUCAAAAAUUGUAAAGGAUCCAAUCUGGACGUCCACAGCACGACCACCUCAUUUACCUGGCCUAAAGGAAUUCGACAGUGAUAAACACUCACAUGGUCAUCACCGUUUCACUAUGUACCAUCAUCAUCAUAACAACGAGGAGAACACCCUUCAUAAUAAUGGCUCACGGCAGGCAGCCAACUCUGGGUCCAACGUUGAGCCUCGCCCUGGGCCCCCUCCUCUUCACCCUGGAGCUCGCUCUGUUUCCCCGGCUCCUCGCAAUGCUUCGCCGGGCGUGCAACCUACCACAAGUGCUCAGGCAGUAGUUUGCGAUGUUACGUCCGACAGCACGAGUGUUAAUUCAAGUGCUCUUUCAGCAGCUGUCUAUGACGAUUUCAGGCCCCAAACUGCACCCACAAGUUUGGAACGGGCUUUGGAAUGGUACCUCACCGAGCUACUUAAGGCUUACCGCUUCAGCGGUGAGAGCAACCGCAUCAUGCAGUUCCUAGAACUCUCAUUCACAUCUGUUCUCUUGGCACCAGACUCUGCAUAUCACGGAAAGGAGGGUGCUGCCUUAGUUUACAGCAGAGCUAGUGGCGCAGGUUGGCGCGUGCGACAUUGGCACCCCAAGGAUUUGGCAGCUCUCUACCGCCGUCACUCUCCUAAAUGGGUCCUGGUUUGUGAAUCCUUCAUUGUUCUUGUUGAAAACAUUGGUAGUACAAGUGUUUCGGAGGUGUUUGAUGUUGAUACGUCUUUUGCUGUUCUUCCUUCUUCACGCAGAGCUACUGAAGAAGAGCUGCGUGCUCUCAUUCGGCACGAUAUCGAGAAAGAGACGAAACAGCAGAAUGCAUUUGAGGUUAUAGCUACUCAUGGAACUACCGUUUUCAGCGCUAUGGGUGCACUUCAGGAAGAUCUCCUGCCAAAAGUGGGUAGUGGGCGCGGGUUCUUACUCCACCUUCGCAAUAAUGGCCGUGAGCUAAAGCUUGUUGUCAAGAGCCGUCAUGAGCUGCGUCGCUGGCACACAAGUUUGUUGCAAAUGUCCGCAGCCACUCCUUGGAGUAUGGAGAACCGAUUCCAAUCUUUCGCCCCUGUCCGUUAUAACGUCUUCUCUCAGUUCUUUGUUGACGGUCGCGACUAUUUCUGGACUUUGAGUGAAGCCCUUGAGAAUGCUCGCGACACUAUUUACAUUCUUGAUUGGUGGCUCAGCCCAGAAACUUACCUUCGACGCCCAGCUGAGAGUAACCAGAGAUGGCGUCUUGAUCGGGUCCUGAAAAGGCGUGCCGAAGCGGGUGUCAAGAUUUUUAUUGUUGUGUACCGCAAUGUUGGUGCAACGAUUCCGAUUGACUCACUCUGGACGAAGCAUUCCAUGCUUGACCUGCACCCUAAUAUACAUUGUUUGCGUUCCCCCAAUCAAGUUUUGCAAAACUCCGCACUGUUUUGGGCCCAUCAUGAAAAAGUUUGUGUCAUUGAUCACACAAUUGGUUUCUGCGGUGGUAUUGACCUAUGCUUCGGUCGUUGGGACACCCCUCAGCAUGUGCUGGUGGAUGACGCUGUCGACGCCUUCCACAAAACUAACGAAGAAGCCAAAUCUUCUGCAACACCUACACAAGUUUGGCCUGGUAAAGACUACUCUAAUCCUCGUGUCAAGGACUUUUUCCGUCUUGAUCAGCCAUACGAAGAGAUGUACGACCGGCAAGUGACCCCUCGUAUGCCUUGGCACGAUGUACACCAGAUGGUUAUAGGUCAACCAGCACGUGAUUUGGCUCGCCAUUUCACCCAACGCUGGAACUAUGUUAUUCGGCAAAAGACCCCAUCCCGCCGCACGCCUCUACUGAUUCCUCCCCCUGACUUUACACAGGAAGAGCUAGAGAGAUUAGGUCUCACAGGCACAUGUGAGUUCCAGGUUCUUCGCUCUUCCGGAGACUGGUCGCUUGGUCUUAAAAAGCAUGAGCAGAGUAUUCAGAAUGCGUACAUCAAACUCAUUGACGAAUCUAAGCAUUUCGUCUAUAUCGAGAAUCAGUUCUUUAUCUCGAGCACUGUUGUAGACGACGUGAAGAUUGAAAACCGUAUUGGCGAUGCACUGGUGCAAAGAAUCAUUAGAGCUUUCGAGAAAGGCGAAAAGUGGCGAGCUAUCAUUGUCAUUCCUCUGAUGCCUGGUUUCGAAGCGAAUGUUGAUACCCCCGAGGCAUCUUCUGUUCGUGUUAUCUGUCAAUGUCAGUUCAACACAAUUUCACGUGGUCCUCAUUCAAUUUUCUAUCGUCUUGAAAAGGCUGGUAUCCGCCCUGAUCAAUAUAUUUCAUUUUUCAGUUUGCGUAAAUGGGGAAAGAUUGGACCUGAAAAGCGUCUCACUACCGAGCAGCUCUAUAUCCACGCUAAGACCAUGGUCGUAGAUGAUCGUGUUGCUAUAAUUGGAAGUGCAAACAUCAAUGAACGGUCGCAACGUGGUUUGCGGGACUCAGAGAUUGCUGUGUGUGUUCGUGAUACUGAAGUUAUCAACUCAACUAUGGCUGGUAAACCUUUCAAAGCUGCAAAAUACGCAUAUAACUUACGCUUGCGCCUCAUGCGUGAGCACCUUGGUGUCGAUACUGAUCAAUUGGAGAUGGUAGAGCAGCUUGUGGAUUCUCUCGAGGACAUUGUGACAGACAAAUCUCGUGGAAGAAUUGGAUCUUCGCGUGCAGAGGAGGACGAGUUCCCAUCAUGGAAGUAUCCUGAUUCGCACUCGUUCAAUUAUUUUGCUGGAACAAAGAUGAAUCCUGGCAUUCGUGACUAUAAAAAGAUUUCCACUGAUCCCCGUAUCCAGGGCAAUGAAGAGCAUCGGAGAGAUGUGUGCGGUGAUGGUUAUGAUCACAUGAAUGAACGUUUAAAAGAGUUUAAAAACAAAACUUAUGGUCCGAGCUCCUAUUUACUUCCUUCUGGUGUUCGGGCUCCUCUUACUCCGAAAGAAAUCUCAACUCGCGAUGCUGCUAUUGAUAUGAUGUCAAAACUGUUGAAAGAGUCUGCUAUCACAUCAGUUGAUGCUUUCAAGCGUAAGUUGUAUGAGCUUCUCACUGGUGUGGAUCCUGAUGGCCACCUUCCGCGUCUUGGGGACAAGCCAAUGCCUUAUGUUAACGAUGAAGAUCGUACUGUUCAUCAUAAUGAGCCUUUCCCAGUCGACCCUUGGGGAUUCAACGACCCCAUCAGCGAGACUUUCUAUGAGGACCUCUGGUUUCAAAUUGCCGACCGCAAUACUUCGAUCUUCCGCAGAGUGUUCCGGUGCCAGCCAGAUGACGAAGUCGAAACAUGGAAUGAUUAUAAGAAAUCCAUGCGUUUUGAAAAUCGCUUCCAUAUGAAGCAGGCUGAGGAAGGUGGUCCUGAAACCCUUGAAAGUCGUGGCCCUGAACUAGUUGAUACACAUGAACUAGCUGGAGAGCUUGAGAGUGAUAUGUUGACUGUUCGCUUAAUCAAGAAUGCGACGCAAACUGCUACAGACAACAUUGGUAAUCUCUACGAUCUGUCUCAGAAAAUGGUUGUGCGUAAAGUUGCUAUGGACAAGGCGCCUGAUAUCGCGGCGCUACAGGCAGAAACUGAACCUGGUAGGCUGCACUCUAGUGCUGCGAAACUCUCCAGGCGCAUUCGUGAGCGGAGGUCUAGCAAGGAUACCUCGAAAGAUGGGUCUAUUAAGAACCCCUCUAUGGAUAGCUUCAAGGAGAAGAGUGUAGAGGAUGGCUCCAUAAACAGUCCCUCAACGCUUGGACGUGGCGAAUCUUCAUUUAAUGUUGAAACUGGCUCCAAGUCCGCCACUUACGAGGAAUAUCAAAUCGACGACAGUAAUGUGAGUCCCAAGUCUAAAGAAAGCUACCAUGUGGCUUCAAGCUCUGCCGCAGGUGUUCCCGGUCUCCCCACAUUGUCCCGCUUGCUAUCUGAGCCUGAAGGCUUUGAUCCGAAAGAUAGCGAGUUCCCAGAUGGCAAACGUCAUUCUCAAGCGAAGCUUGCCGAAGGCCUAAGCGUUGAUGCUAGAGGGACGCAUCGGGCCGAUGAAAGUGAUCCUCAUUUCGCGCACACUCGCUCUGAAUAUGAAGGCCGCGUUGCCAAUGGCACUGUUCAGCCGUAUUCUGGUGUUGAUGGAGCUGAAUCCGUGCGCCCCCACCGGGUCUUCACUUCAGCACGGCGCUGGACUCACUUUGAGCAAGUACUAGACGCCCAAGUUGCUGAGGAGGUUUUGGCAGGUGUCACCGGCCACCUUGUAGUAUUCCCAACUGAAUGGCUGAACCGCGAGUUGGAUGCAGGUAACUGGCACUUCCAGAUGGAUCGUAUGGCACCUCUGGAAAUCUACGAUUAA